ACUUUCCUGCAGCGUGUAUUAUAUCGACGGACGGUCCGGACGAAUACGCCACUUGGGAAACAGGAAGCAGCGUUGAACAAGUGAAAGCCCUCUCAUCGGCCGGGCGGCGAGACAAAAGCGGGGGUGGGAGGUGGCCAGCAGAGCCAGACCCGAGUAUAAAUAAUCAAGUCAAAAGUACGGAGACGGCACACACACAAACCGCUUUCGUUCACACAGUGUGAAUUAUACGGUGCAGUACGAUUUAAUAACAUUCGCAAUGUUAUUACUGUCGCGAUACUCGUUGUUGUUGUGCGUGGUCUGUUGCCCGUCAUGGGCCGUUACGUCGCAAAGCAAUUUGCAAAAACGCGGCGGUGCCGACGGUUCGGGAAUGUCGUUCGGCUACGGUUUUCAUCUGAAACACGACGGCGGCGCCGGACAUCAACAGGAGCAGUACGCGUCGUUCCGGUCGGGGCAUGGCAACGUUGGCGGUCAUCAGAAGCAACAGCAACAGCAACACCUGUCAUUCCAGUCAACACACGACGAUGACGGUCACAAAGAACAGAAGUCGCAGCAGCAGUAUCCGUCAUUCCAGUCAGAACACGGCGAUCACGGUCAUAAAGAACAGAAGUCGCAGCAGCAGUAUCCGUCAUUCCAGUCAGAACACGGCGAUGGUGAUCAUAAACAACAGCAGUACCCGACGUCGUUCCAGUACGUGCAAUACGCUAGUGGUGAGCACAAUCAACAGCAACAGCAGCACCCGUCGUUCCAGUCGGAACACGGCAACGGCGAUUAUCAACAGCCACAGAAGUACCCGUCGUUCCAGUCGGAACACGGCAACGGCGAUUAUCAACAGCCAAAGAAGUACCCGUCGUUCCAGACGGAACACAGUGAUGACAGUCAUCAGCAACAGCAGCAAUACCAAUCUUUCCAGACGGAACAUAGCGACGACAGUCAUCAUCAUCAGCCGCAACAGCAACAUCAAUCUUUCCAGACGGAGCACAGCAACGACAGUCAACAACAGCAGCAGCAGUACCCGUCGUUCCAGACGGAACACAGCGACGACAGUCAUCAACAGCAGCAGCAACACCAAGCGUUUCAGUUAGAACAAAGCGACGAUCAAUAUCAGUACAAGUCGUUACAGUCGGAACACGGCGGCGGACAACAACAACAGCACUUGCAGCAGUACCAUCACGAUGAACCCAAAAUUUCGGUGAUCGAGAAAAAGAUACCAGUGCCGGUGCACGUCGAGGUCGAGAAGCCCGUGCAUUACGUGGUCCAGGUGCCGGUGGAUAAACCACGCGCAGUACACAUUCCUCAACCGUACCCGGUCAAGGUGGAGAAGCCGGUCCCGUACCCGGUCAAAGUGUACGAGCCGCAGCCGUACCCGGUGGAGAAGAAGGUGCCCGUGGCCGUCAAGGUGCCGUACGACCGGCCCGUACCCGUGCACGUCGACAAACCGUACCCCGUAUACAAAGAUAAAGUGGUCCCGUAUCCCGUGUACAAGCAUGUGCGCGUCCCGGUGAAGGUGCCGUACGACAGGCCGGUACCCGUUCACGUGCCCGUCGUCAAGAAGAUUCCGUUCCCGGUCGACAAGCCUAUCCCCGUACCAGUCAAGGUGCCGUACGACAGGCCCGUGCCGUACAACGUGUACAAGAACGUACCCGUGCCCUACGAGAAGCCUGUCCCGUACCCGGUAGAGAAAAAAGUACCGUACCCGGUCCGAGUCCCUGUUCACGUACCAGUCCACGUGCCGGUCAAGGUCGAACAUCACCACCACAAAGAGCCAGAAAAGUUCACUCACCAUGACGCCAUAGUAGGUUACGGCGGCGGACAUAACGAUUACAAGCAAAUCGAAGACACCAGCUUCGUGAACGGCCAUCACGGCCAAUCGCAGUACUCUGAAGUCGGCCAACACGGCCAGCAACAGUACCCCGAAAUCGACCAUCAUCAUCAACAAGAACAUUUCGGCGGCUCGGAUGUUAACCAACAACACGAGCAUUCGUACUGACAGCGAUGUCUUUUCGUACAGAAAUAACACUUAUCUUAUUUGUUUUGUUUUGUUUUUACUUUUUUAUGCUCGUGUGAUAUUAAUAUAUUAGGCAUAUUAUUACUAUUAAUACGUUUAAUUAAUAUUUAUAAAAUCAGUCAUAGUUUAAAAAUAUUUGUGAUUUUAUUUCGUUAAUAUGAGAAUAAAAUUGUUUUUGUAAUUUGAUAAGCCAUGUAUGAGUGAUUAUUAAUAAGCCACUAUUGAGUGACAUAAAUUACCACAAAAACCGCAGAUAGCGUAGGAUGGCCGUAGAAUGGGAAAACGCGAUUAAAAAAAAAUAUAAUAAUAUUACUAAUUUCUCAUUCCUUAAUGUUUUUAAGACGUU
Cinara cedri is the source of this 2351-nucleotide messenger RNA. Lineage: Eukaryota; Metazoa; Arthropoda; Insecta; Hemiptera; Aphididae. The record is from the annotation of a GenBank genome assembly.